Meloidogyne enterolobii is the source of this 438-nucleotide messenger RNA. The record is from the annotation of a GenBank genome assembly. NCBI's taxonomy places the organism in Eukaryota, Metazoa, Nematoda, Chromadorea, Rhabditida, Meloidogynidae.
AUGUACACAAAUUUCUCUCAUUUUUUAGCAAAUGCCUGGGCUUUUCGUAUUCUGAAAACUUUAUCUGUCUUAAUGAUACUUAAUUUGAUUGGAUUUUCAAUGAAUAGCAUUGUCAGAUUGACAGUUCCUCGUUUUGAAUUAGAUGUUACUCAAAGGACUAUUUUAAUUCACGCUUUGAGCUGCUUAACAAAUUUAGUUAUGGCCUCUAAUGCUCCAAUACUUUUUAUUUUCAAGUUUUUCAUUUUACAAAAAUCUUUUAAAUUAUUUAAAAAAUUUUUUAGUCAAGACUAUAGACGAGCUUUUCAAAAAGUUUUUAAUCUGAAAAAAUUUUCUGUAACGUCAAUAACAGCUGUUGCCAUAACACCUAAUGAUGCUAAAAAAUGCACACCAAUGAAUAUUAACAAUAAUAACAAAACUAUGCUUACUCCAAUAAAUUAA